This is a messenger RNA of Notodromas monacha, 512 nucleotides long. NCBI's taxonomy places the organism in Eukaryota, Metazoa, Arthropoda, Ostracoda, Podocopida, Cyprididae. The record is from the annotation of a GenBank genome assembly.
UGACAGAGUUGAUUUACGUCCAUUCGAAGCUGUUGAUCGUCGAUGACAGAGUCGUUAUUUGCGGCUCUGCUAACAUCAAUGACAGGAGUAUGCUGGGAACUCGGGAUUCGGAAGUUGCUGUGAUCAUUGAGGACGGAGAAAUGAUUGAAGGCGUGAUGAAUGGAGUGGAAGUGCAGGUCAGCAAGUAUGCGAGCAGUCUCAGGAAGCAGUUGUUUAAAGAACACUUGGGACUACUACCGGAGCAGAAUGAGACCAAUAGCUCGGCUGUGAUGAGGGAGGACUACGACGUUUCAGAUCCUAUAGCAGCUGAUUUCUGGAAUAACGUAUGGCUAGCCACUGCCGAGAACAAUACCCGAAUUUAUGAGAAGACAUUCAGCGUCAUGCCGACAGAUAAGGCGAAAUCAUUUGCGGCUUUGAAAGAAAUGCAGCGAACUGUUCCCCUGGCUAUCAGCGACAUGGACACAGCUCGGGAGGUUCUGAAGGGCAUUCGUGGCUAUUUGGUUCAGAUGCCG